Polistes canadensis is the source of this 6484-nucleotide messenger RNA. RefSeq names its product neurexin-3-like. Gene Ontology annotation, molecular function: calcium ion binding. The transcript is spliced from 24 exons. The coding region runs from base 12 to 4301 and encodes 1429 amino acids. NCBI's taxonomy places the organism in Eukaryota, Metazoa, Arthropoda, Insecta, Hymenoptera, Vespidae. The record is from RefSeq and is a predicted model, not a curated record.
UACGAAACUCGAUGACAGGCAACACGACGGACGCAUGCGAGACGCGAGAUCCUUGUCAACAUGGUGGAAUCUGCAUUUCAACGGAUAGCGGACCCAUCUGCGAAUGCCGUUCCGGUGAUUACGAGGGUGCUUACUGUGAAAAAGAAGCAUGGAGUACGGUGCUGCCCACGGCCGGUGCUGCCGAUUACUGGGAUUACAAUAAAGCACCUUCCGAGGCUUCAUUCCGUGGAACGGAAUAUUUAACGAUAGAUCUGAGCAAAGGAGACCCCAUUUUAAGUACGCAGGAAUCCGUCGGACUUCAAUUCAAAACGAGACAACCUAAUGGACUCUUCUUUUAUUCCGGUGUGGGAGACGAUUACCUAACCGUGUCUCUUAGGGACGGUGGUGUCGCCGUUGGGAUGACUUUGGCCAAAGGGAGACACGAUCUACAUAUCAAACCAGCCAGAAUCAGGUUCGACGACAACCAGUGGCAUAAAAUUGUCGUUCAUAGGAAAGUUCAAGAGAUCUCCUCCAUCACCAGCUUCUGCAGGCUUUCGGCCGUCGUCGAUGGAAUUUACAUGGAACACGGACACACUGCAGGAUCGUUCACACGUUUAGCGAGCGAUGGACUUCUAGUCGGUGGUGGUGCUGAUGCGAGAUCUUUGCAAGGUGCCAAAGGGAUCAACAACUUUGUCGGGUGUCUAAGAAAGGUGGAAUUCAGCGCGGAAGGCAUAAAAAUGGAGUUAAUAGAAGCUGCUAGAAGUGGUGCAGCGGGUGCCGCAGCUUGGGGCAAAAUGGAUUUUCACUGUCGCGAGCCAAGAGCCUCGGAUCCGAUCACCUUCACUACCAGAGAUUCUCAUCUCAAGGCUGCGGCGACUUUGGUUAAAUCGAGGCGACUUCACGGCGCUGUGGUCACCUUCACCAGCUCAGAGUCCCACCUGGUUCUUCCACCCUGGAAAGCUUCCAAAUCCGGAAGUCUAUCCUUCAAAAUUCGUACGAACGAGCCGAACGGACUAAUAAUGUAUAGUCGUAGCGGAGCACACACAAGAGAGGAUUUGUUUGCAUUCGAGAUCUUAGGUGGGCACCUUUACCUCCAUAUCGAUCUUGGAAGCGGAUCUGUAAAAGUGAGAGCAUCGAAGCAACGAGUUGACGAUGGUGUUUGGCACGACGUGGCCUUACGACGAGUCGACAGAGAUGGUCGUGUCAUCGUUGACGACUCUACUGUUGAGUUUCAUACUCCAGGUGAUACCACCCAACUCGAUUUAGACGGAUUACUUUACAUCGGUGGAGUUGGUGCACCCUUCGCACCAUUGACCGUUCCACCUGUUUUAUGGACUGGUACUUUGCGACAGGGCUACGUUGGUUGCAUGAGGGAUCUCGUUAUCAAUAGCCAUCCUGUUGAUAUCGCUGGAUACGCGCAACAACAAGAUUCAGGUGCCGUGAGGCCAGCUUGUCACACUCAACAAUCCCUUCACUGUUCCUCGCAACCCUGUAUGCAUGGUGGAUAUUGUCUCGAGGGUUGGAACAGAUUCCAUUGCGAUUGUACCGGAACGCCGUUUACCGGUCCCACUUGUGGAAAGGACGCAUCGACGUUGCAUUUGAACGGGACUCAGCAGAUGACCGCACUGAUGCCGGACGAUUCGAGAACGCAAGCGGAAGAAGUUAUCGUGCGUUUCAAAACGACCAGGCCACGUGGUCUUGUGAUAGCAACGAGCUUGGAAAACAGCAGUGAUCGUUUACAAAUUUAUCUUGAGGAAGGCAAAGCAAAGAUGCUCAUUCACAUAGAUGACAAGGAAAAGAGCUUGACAGUCGGACAGGGUCUGAACGACGACAUGUGGCACGUUUUGAGGUUCUCGAGAAGAGCAAGCUCGUUAAAAUUCCAAGUCGACGACGAACCUGCCAUACGAGCUGAAACACAACUAAGUAAGCAAAGCAUUUUACAAUUUCGGACACUUCACGUUGGUGGUUAUCUACACGCCGGCGAAGACAUUCCUCAUUUUGUUGGACAGCUUCAACAAAUCUGGUUCAAUGGUUACCCUUAUUUGGAAAUAGCCAGAAGUGCUGGUAGCCAUCAAAGUUCUCAUCAGGGUGUGACACCAAUCAUCAGAGUAACCGGAAAAUUUGGCAAGAGGAAUCAUCCUGUACAUCAUCCUGUAACCUUCACCUCAAAGCAUACGUUUGUUGGACUACCAGUAUUGAAGGCCUACGUAGAAACCAACAUCUAUUUCCAGUUUAAAACACGAGAACCAAAUGGAUUGAUCCUCUACAAUGCUGGAAGAGAACGUGACUUUAUAGCUGUCGAGCUGGUGGACGAACAUAUUAAUUAUGUCUUUGAUUUGGGAGAUGGCCCAGUAAGAAUCAAGGACAAUUCUAAGAGCAGAUUGAAUGAUGGCAAAUGGCAUGCCGUUAGCAUCGGAAGACCUGCACCUAAAAGGCACACCUUGGCAGUAGACGAUCACGUGACGGCUGUUAACAGCCAAGGUAGCAACGAGAAUCUUGACCUUGAUGGAAUAUUGUAUAUAGGUGGAGUCGAAAAAUCGCAAUACAGUCAACUACCAAAACAAAUAUUUAGCCGGCAUGGAUUCGAGGGUUGUUUGGCAUCAUUGGAUCUUAGCGGUGAAAGUACAGAUUUACUUUCGGAUGCUGUUGUACCGAGUUCUCUCGUCGAACCCGGAUGUGACGUAUACGCGAAUCUUCACGCUGGAAAAAAAUGCACUCACGAUGUAUGCGCGAAUCAUGGAACAUGUUUGCAACAAUGGAACAGUUAUACAUGCGAUUGCGACAUGACCAGCUUUUCUGGACCUACUUGUAGCGAAGAGGCUAUGGCAUAUGAAUUUGGAGCAGGAAGAGGAAUCAUCACGUAUACAUUUCCAUCCGAUCGAAGACCGGAAAUGAAACAAGACACCGUCGCUUUUGGAUUCGUUACGGGAAUGAACGACGCGGUUUUACUUAGGAUAGAAUCAGCCUCUAGCAAUGACUACCUUGAAAUUGAAAUUGUUGAAGGAAACGUAUUUGCCGUUUAUAACAUGGGUACGAACGAUCAUCCAGUUGGAGAAGUAGGUGUCAAAGUGAACGACAAUCAAUACCACGUCGUUAGAUUCACAAGAAGUGGAGCGAACAGUACGUUGCAAGUCGACGAUUACAAUCUUCAAUCGAAUCAUCCGUCCGGCUAUCAGCACUCGGUAUUUAACAGUCAAUCGACCAUACAAGUCGGUGGCAAAUGGAAUCGAAGCAAGGGAAAGAUCGAGAGACCAUUUCUGGGAGUUAUCGCGGGCCUUGUGGUCAAUAGUGCACGAAUCUUAGAACUGGCUGCUGCCAAGGACAGUCGAAUUACUAUCAGAAGUGACGUUCAACUUUUACCAGCUGGAAGUCUCCUGGAUCGAGCUGCACCUUUGCAAAGAAUGCAGCAGACUCCAGCAUCUGGUUUCCCAGGCGUGAUGGACGAUCUAAUCUUCUCCGGUGCCGGAAGUGGAUGUGCCGGUGACGACGAAGACGAAGAAUGUACGCCCAUUUACGAGCCUGGUUCCGGUAAGUACGAUUUGAUAACACCGGUCUACGUGGCACCGACGAGAUUACCAACAACUUUGAGACCAAAACAUACCAAAGAUAAUAUUCAAGAGCGACCCUCGUGCGAUGACGAAGAAGAGGAUUGUGAAGAAGGUUCAGGAGAACCUGGAACAACCGAGGAAAUAGUCGUCACUUCUACAACCGACACGAGCAGCCCAGUAACGUACACGACCCUGCGGGAAUAUUCCACGAGUCACAGCAGCACUCAACACAGUUCGACGAUAUCCUCCUCCUCAUCUUUGUCACCAUCGACCUCGACACGGGAAUUCGUCACUGUUUCCGGACAAUACAAUGGUUCUACCAUCGACACGGAAACUAGUCAUAGCAGUAGCAGUAUUGUGACGCCCCGAUCGACAACAGUGACAACGCAAACAAGUACAACGGAGAUGACGGACCCACCCCCGCCACCUCCGCCGCCGAUUUAUCCACCGAUGCCAACCCCGCCUAAGAACAAUAACAAAAACAAGAGGAUAACAUCGGAAACUGCUGAGAACGUUGCCCUGAUAAUUGGCAUUAUAGCGGGUGCCCUAAUCGCGAUAGUACUCAUCAUCCUGAUAAUACUGAAGUUUAAAAAUCGACCGGAAACCAGUUACAAGGUUGACGAGACAAAAACUUUUUGUCAGGAUCCGAAUGCUGCUUUGCUCGGAGCAACUGGUUCGGGGCAGCCGUUUAACGGUGCACUUAAAAAUGGCGCGAACGGAAGUAAAACAAAUAAAAAACGAGAACUCAUAGACAUCAAGGAGUGGUAUGUGUAGGCCUAGCCAAUUGAAUGCGUAUAUCCUUCGAAUUGGACUCUAACUAAAAGAGAGAUUAAAGAGAAAAAAACAAAUUAGGAAACGGAUCGAGUGAAAAUGUGAAAUAGAGAAAGAAAUAAGAGAGAAAGAAAGAAAGAAAACAAGAGAGAGAGAGAGAGAGAGAGAGAGAGAGAGAGACAGAGAGAGAAAGAGAGAGAGAGAGAGAGAGAGAGAGAGAAUCUAUCAAUCUUCCAUGUCCUACGGCAUUCACCCUCGCACAAAAACAAACCAACAAACAUUCCUUUGAUCUAACUCGACAGAACUUACAUUAGCGAGGGUGGGUGGGACGUAAAAGAACAAAUUGGAGAGAUACCGCGUUACAUGUACUAGUCAAUAAACAUUUUUCGAUAUUUUCCAAUCAAAAAAGAUAAGUCGAAGAUCAACAGGAUUCGCGUUUUCCGAAUUUACGAUACACGAUCACUGACGCGAUGAUUAUCUUAACGCAUACCAUACAUAGUUGAAUUUUCCUUGGAAGAGAGCAAUUCUUUUGUUUAUUGUUAAAACGUAGUUGUGAAAGAUUAUAAACGAUAUAUGUGUGUGUGUAAGUUUUCAGUUUGAAGAGAAUAAUGUUGGAAAGAAUGCCGUAAGUUUUAGGAAAUGAUGAAAGUAUUAUAUAUGAAUGAUAAUGACGAUGAUGACGAGGAUGAAGAUGAAGAUGAUGAUACUACAUGGCGAUUAAAACUGCACUUAUUGUUGUAUAGAAAAAAAUACUUACAUAUAUAUAUAUAUAUAUAUAUAUAUAUAUAUAUAAUUAUAUAUACAUACAUGUAUAUGAUAUUACCGGUUACGUUAUACGUGCAAAUUGUUUGUUAAAUGAUAGAUUUUAUUAAUAAAAAAAAGCAAAAGAAAAAGAAUGAAAAGGAAAGAAAAAAUAAGAGAGAACGAGAAAAGCGUUGUGUCUAUAUGAGUAGGCGUAAACGCGAUCAAAACUUCCAGUAUCGAUCGUGCGAUAGUUAAAACAUUACAGAUCUCGAAGAAACAUUAUAAAAUGGAAAUAACAGGAAAAAUAAAAAAGGAAGAAAAUUAUACUAUGAGAACCAUGCGUUAGAUAUAUCAAAACAAUACCCCCUCAUCCUUUCUCACUUUCUCUCUCACUUUGUCUCUAUCUGUCUCUAUCUCUCUCUCUCUCUCUCUCUCUCUCUCUCUCUCUUUCUCUCUCUCUUUCUUUGUCUCUCUUUCUCUCUACGUGUUUGUCUGCGAGUAUGUGUGCGUGUGUUCUCUUCGAGCUACGAUAUAAUUGCCUCUGCUCCGUCGAAUCGUUAGAAAACAACUUCGAUUAUUGUAACACAUGGAUACAAAAUCGUAAUAAUUGUAAUAACGAACCUAAACUGUGACGAGAUAAUUUCGACGGAUUGACGAUGAAUAAGCGCCUGCACGUUUUAUACACAUACAAUAAAUAUAUACACACACGCCAUAUAAACAAAUAUACAUACUUACAUACAACCAUACAUACAUGCAUAUAUACAAACAUACAUACAUACGUACAUACAUAUAAAUAUAUUUUUUCAUAAGAACCAAUUAUACCAAUCCGGUUGGCACAAGCUCGAGCUCUCGAAUAUCAUUUCAUAUCUUUCUUUCUUGUUUGUUUCUCGAAAAUAAUCUUAAUUAUAAUUAUUAUAAUUAUGAUUAUGAUAAUAAUAAUAAUAAUAAUUAAUAGAGGAAAUAUAUAUAAAAAGGAAAUGAAGGAAAAAAUAUAAAAUAAAUAAAUAAAUACACACAAACACAUAUACAUACACAAAUAGUACUACGGGUACUGCGUAUUAUACAUGUGUAAGUGCGGAUAAAUACACAUAAUACAUAUAUAAAAAUCUAUGUAAGUAGUAAAUGCUACUUAUCACAUUGAUCUCUUACGAUCGAUCGAUCGAUUGAUCAUUUGUUAUUCGAAGCUGAACUGGAAUUUUCAUGAAUCUUCCCUUCGAGAUGGUAUCGUGCGUGAUAUCAAAAACGAACUCGGAUCCUCGCAACGAUCGUGAGAAAAUAAAUAAAAAAAAAAAGAAAAGGAAAGAGUAUGUGUGCGUGCAAUCGUGAAAUGGCGAACGCUUCAUCAGAGAACAAAAAAUGAGUAUAUAAUUACUUACUUAAUAAUGUACGCGUUGGUGCGAUCUUCCAUUAAAAAGUGUCGAAGAAAUCAAACUAGAGAAAAA